Molecule: messenger RNA, 928 nt
Organism: Octopus bimaculoides (California two-spot octopus)
Lineage: Eukaryota; Metazoa; Mollusca; Cephalopoda; Octopoda; Octopodidae
Product: mitogen-activated protein kinase 14-like
Biological process (GO): protein phosphorylation
Molecular function (GO): ATP binding; protein kinase activity
Source: RefSeq, a predicted model, not a curated record
GAGCACCAGAAAUAAUCCUGAACUGGGAAAAAUACAAUCAAACAGCAGAUGUGUGGUCUGUGGGUUGUAUCCUGGGUGAAAUGUUAACAAAACGAGCUGUGAUACGAGGGCAAAAUUUCAACGAUCAGGUAAAGCAGAUAUUAUGUCUAGUCGGAACACCGGAUUAUGAAAUGCUAAAGAAAUUUACCAGUGAAGAUGCUAUAGAUAGGAUUAAACAAUUCGGAACUUUUGUAAAACAAGAUUUCUCAACCUUUUUUAAUACCACAGAUGAAGACACACUUAGUCUUUUGGACCAAAUAUUUAAUUUAGAUGUAGAUAACCGAAUCUCUGUGGAUGAGGCAAUGAAACAUCGUUUCUUUGAGGACCAUUUCCAACAGACUGACUAUAAGCAUGCACCAAAUUUUUGUGACAGAUAUUCCGAUAUUGAAUUGAACCAAAUGGAAUGGUUAGGUCUUAUUUACGAGGAAAUCAAAAACAACAACUGUAAUACAGAAACACACACUCAUCUGAGUGUGAACACGCUGGAGCACUGCCUUCAAUCGAACAAAUCGACCCCAGGACUCACUCUUUGCAAGCCCAGCCCCAAUUCCAUCGGUCUCCUUUGCUGAACUGCUAAGUUACAGGGACAUAAACACACCAACAUCAGUUGUCAAGCAAUGGUGGGGGAACAAACACAGACAUACAAACACACAUACACACACACACACACAUAUGGCUAUGGUUGGCCUGAGACUUUAGUAGAAGACACUUGCCCAAGGUGCUACUCAGUGGGACUGAACCCGGAACCAUGUAGUUGGUAAGUAAGCUACUUACCACACAACCACUCCUGCACCUAUAUAUAUAUAUCUAUCUAUCUCUCUCUCUCUAUAUAUAUAUAUAUAGGAAAAUGAAAAAAAGCCAGAAUGCUGAACUGGAAGCAUAUUUUAAU